AUGAUUCAUAUUUUUCCUUUAAAUUAUUGUGAUCGAAUACUAGAUUUCCAGGCUGGAUGUAAAAUUAAUGAUCUCUUUGUUGAUAUACGUGAUGGUUUUUCACUCAUUACGCUUCUCGAGGUUCUCACAAGUGAACGACUGCUUCGUGAGAACGGUCACACUCAUUUUCACAGGAUUCAGAAUGUGCAAUACUGUCUGGAUUUCCUGAAGAGAAAGAAUAUAAAGCUUGUAAAUAUCCGACCUGAGGAUAUUGUCGAGGGAAAUGGAAAGUUGACGCUUGGCCUAAUAUGGACCAUCAUCCUGAACUUCCAAGUGUCUGUGAUUAAACCACGCCAUUUAGACGAGCGACCUCAGUCAGAGUCCCAUAGCUCAUCGCAGCUGUCGUCGACGUUUUUUGAUUACUGUGUCGUUGAAGAACAGGCGGCCGCUGUUGCGCUGGAAACAGGUCGUGGCGCUACGAUUGCGGCGGAUGGGGCGGCCCUUAGUGAUGGGGCGGUACUAAUCAUGUACAAGGUGCUACGAUCAUAUUCGAAAAAGGCGGAGCGUAAACAGGAGGUUUCUCGUGCUACUGAUCGUAACGGCUAUGUAAGCGGUGGUGGCACCAGCUAUCAUGGUGAAGCUCGCCACAAUGUCAAGGGUCAUAGCGGUCAUUCAAUGAACGGACAAAUGCUUGCUGUAGAUAAUAGACAUCUUAGCAAUGCUCAUGCUGGACAGGGGUUUUCGGAGAGCAGCUCAUACGAAACACGGGAGCAUUUCGAACGGAAAGUGCAACGUGUGAAGAAAACUCGUGGAGAGCGUGAACGUUCCCGCAGCUCUCGUCGUGGCGAAGAGGUUUCUGAAGCAAUACAUUCCACUGAUGCCUUCUCAGCCCGUGAUGCUUUGCUGCAGUGGGCUCGAAAGGUAACAAGUGGCUACCCUCGCGUGAAUGUAACCAAUUUCUCAUCGUCUUGGAAGGAUGGCCUCGCAUUUAAUGCCAUUCUCCACCGGUAUAGACCAAACCUAAUUAACUGGAAUAAGGUUAGUGAUAAUUCGGUGUCAAACAUCGAACGUUUGGAAAAUGCAUUUGAAGUAGCAGAGAGAGAAUUCGGUGUCGAUCGUUUGCUCGAUCCCCAAGACGUUGAUAAUGAUCACCCUGACGAGAAGUCCAUCAUCACCUACGUAUCUUCGCUUUAUCACGCUCUGCCACAGCUUCCUGAGUUAUCGAAGGCACGUUUCCCACUGAGCAAUCUGACGGACUUAAUCAGCAGAUUGUCUCGUGGCAUAGGAAUUACGAAUGAGAAACUCGACCUUAUUCUUAACCGCAUUGAGGACGUCGAAUCGCGAGUGGACAUGGCUCGUCCUGGUGAAAUCGAGCGCACUGUUAACGAGAUUGUUGAUGACCUCAAUGCUUUGGAGAUACCUAUUGGGGGAUUCUUCGAGGAUGUAGAAGAGCUGAAAUCACACAAUCACCCGGAAGCCAAUGAUUUCUAUCGACAAAUAUACGGCCUUCAUCAGCGUCGCACGGCUUACUUGGAUCGCCUCACAAAUCAACUGUUGGUACGUCUUGGUGUACGUACUGAGGCAUUGAAAAAGGAAAAUGCAGCCCGGCUUGAGUCGAUUCGCACCACUUCCUUUAGUAGAGUACAGGAAUGCAUCGAAUGGGUCCGCGUCCGCCUGGUGAAACUCUCCGAGAUGGAAUUUCUAGAAGAUUUGGAAACGCUAGAAGAUAUGUUUGAGCAGCAUAAGCUAGAUAAUAGGGAUAUUCAGGAUUUCCGUCAAAAUGUCGACGAAUGCAUAGCACGUCAGGCUGAAGUAUCUGCGGAAGACACCUAUGAAUAUUGCGAGCUUCUUCGUGUACUUGAAUCUGAGUACCAACAACUGAGAGAUCUGUCUGCAGGACGAAUGCUUGAUCUGGAUUCAUUGAUUGCUUUUGUACGAGCUGCUCAACUAGAGCUGGUUUGGGUGUCUGAGCGGGAAGGGAUCGAAGUCACUCGCAAUUGGUCUGACAUAAAACAGCUUGACUUGCCGAUGCUUACGAACUAUUACAAACAGCUUCUUCAUGAAAUGGAAUUGCGUGAGAAGCAAUACAACGAUGUACACAACCAAGGAGCUGCCUUGCUCAAUCAAGGUCAUCCUGCCGUGCAUGUGAUCGAAGUCUACUUGCGAACGAUGCAAAAUCAAUGGGAUUGGCUGUUGGCAUUGAGCAAGUGUCUUGAAGAACACCUUCGAGAUGCCUUGAACCUCAAAUCGUUCACUGAAGAGGCAGCUGAUGCUGAAGUAUGGAUGGAAGAACAGGUAAUUCGCUUGGAAAACAAUUACAAUCGCACCGAUUUCGAUUUAGAAGAGGGUGAACGACUCCUGAGAGAACUUGAUGAGAUGAAGGAGAUUCUGAACAAGUAUCAUUCGGUGCUGAUGGCUUUAACUGAGCGUUGCGCCACAAUUUCACCACUUUGGCAAAGAGGAGAGCGCAUUUCUCGUCCGAUCGCAGUUACUGCACUGUGUGACUACUCCGACAAAAACGUUAACAUCAAAGCAGGAGAUGAAGUAACAUUGCUGGACAAUUCUGACCUAAUAAAGUGGCAUGUUCGUGAUCUUUCUGGAGCCGAGGCAGUUGUUCCCUCUGUGGUGUUCCGAAUCCCACCUCCUGAUCCAAAAUUGACGGCGUAUCUUAAUCGAUUAUUGCAACAGUUUGAGAGAAUAAAGAAAUUGUGGGAGAAGAAACAUCGUAUGGUUCGCUUCAACAUGGUACUCAACACUAUGAAAACUAUCCAAGGCUGGGAUCUGGAUACAUUCAAUGCCAUAGAUCCAGAACAACGAGAUGCAAUCAUGCGCGCUCUUAAUGACGAUGCCAAUAAGUUAUUAGCAGAGAUGGAUCCGAACGAUCCUCUCGCUCUUAGACUCAAGGAGGAACUCAGGCGAACCAACGAACACUUCUGGGAUCUGUUGAAUGCCAGUCAGAAAUCGCCAGAACCCGACCACUCGAAUUUGUUUGAUAGUCAGAUUGGUGACCUCCUGAGAAAGUUGGAGGACGCUUGGCGGAAACUCAACAAUAAUGCAGGGAAACCAAUAUCACGAACACCAAUUGAACUCGAGAGUGUAAUAGUGGAUCACAAAUUGUUUGAAGAUAGUUUGCAGGGUCUUGAUGCGGACGUAGCGAAUGUUAAAGAAUUGUUCCGGCAGUUGCGGAAUCCCACACCCACCCAAAGGGUCGCCAGUGAUCGUCUCAACAGUCUUUGGGAAGAUCUCUGGGACCUGUCUCGUAUGUAUGUCGAACGUAUAAAGGUGUUAGAGUCUGUUCUGAACGGCGUUCUUGAAGUAUCUGACAUUGUUAGAGCGCAUGAAGUCACUUUGAAUUCAUUCGAUGAUCUGCCGGCUGCUCUUGACAAACUUCGUGGUCAUCAUUCCCAACUUCUGGAAAUGAAUAUGGUUUUGCAGCAGCAGCAAACUGUAGUUGACGCACUAAACAGGAAUGUGGCUCUUCUGCGGCAACACGUUGCUCGCACUCGCAUUGGUCAGAGCAGUCACCCCGAUGUUGAUAGAGUGGAGGAGGAAGUUCAACAACUCAACGUCCGUUGGGAAAACGUCUUUGCCCAGGUUUCCGAACGACUAAAAGCUGCAGAACGUGCACUUCAAACACAAAUGGUUUAUAGAAGCGAAUACGAUAAUGAAAUGGCAUGGCUUGAUCGUGUCGAAGAAACCAUCAGCAAACUGAGAAAACCGGAGGAUUUACGUCCGGAACAAUAUCAACAGCAAUUGGACCUUCUUGUCGCAGAAUACGCUCAACUCCAAGAACGCACAGAAGCCAUUGAGAAUGUGAAUCGUGAAGGUGGAAAGUUUAUACGUGAAGCGAAAGGUUAUGAUAGUCGUAUGGGACAGUUUCACGACAGUAUAGUUGGUAUCCAUGGUCCAACCAUUAAACAAGAAUUUCGUCGCAGCAAACCUCAACCAAAGAAUGGUGCUCAGAUCGUUACCGAGGAGUUGGAAGCAUUGAAUAGGCGAUUCGCGCAAUUGAGCAGUCUCAUCCUUGAACGGCGUAACACCAUGCAGGUGCUUAUUCAGAACUGGAAGCGCCAAAAACAGGUACACACAGUUUUCCAUCUUAUUUUCCAUCUUACAAGUAGUAAAACACAUCUGUCGGCGAUUUAUGGCGGCGGGGAUUUUCCUAGACGCUUUGUGAUCAAAUGUCGUGUUAAUGUGAGUGGAUUACUAAAUGAGCACGGACAGCGCACUUUACAGGAGGAGGAUGACAAAAGGAAAGCUGAUGAGGACGCUAAGAGGCGCGCCUUUGAAGCGGCUCGUCUAAAAGCCCUCGAAGAUGCGGAUCGGCUAAGGAAGGAAAGAGAAGCUGCGGAAGCAGCACGACAAGCCGCAGAGGAUGCAGAUAGAGCGAGACGACUUGCUGACGAAGCUGAAAGAGCAAGAAGAGCUGCAGAAGAAGCCGAGAGACGUCGACGAGAUGAAGAACGACGACGGCAAGAAGAAGAGAAGGAGAGAAAAAGGAGAGAGGAUGAAGAAAGACGAAGACGUAAUGAUGAGGAAAGACUCCGUAAAGAGGUAGAAAAGGUCAGUGUUUUAAUACUGUGUAACCAGUUGCAUGAAGUCGUCGGCCAAGAGAAUCCCGACGAGUGGGAGGUGAUGGGUGAUCUUCCAGACGUGGCAAAAAUCACAGAGCAUGAAGAUGAGAUGCAGAUGUAUCAGGAAGAGACGGUGACAAAGACGCAGUUUUACGAAAUGGAAGGUACACUUCACAAGCAAACUGGAGAGAUCCUUACUUUCGUAGAGGCAGUUCGCCAAGGACUGCUUGAUCUAAGCUCUGGAGGUGGACAAUUCUUUGAUAUUCAUUCCGGUCGUAUAAGCCUUGAAAAGGCAGUGGAACUUGGAUAUAUUGACGGAGCAUUUAACGAUGUGCUCAAUACUCGGUACGGCAUUCGUCAUCCUGAAACGGGAAUAGAUCUAACACUCCUAGAAGCGAUCCAGAUAGGUCUCUAUGACCCUGAAACAAGGCAUUUAUACGAUAUUCAUACCGGCGACAUGCUUGAAUUGUAUGAUUGGGUGGCGAGAAAUAUUGUCACAAUGGACACUCAGAGGAGGCUUGUAAAGAUGGGGAUUUUGAAGUUACCUCCUAUGGGGCUUCAUAAUGCAAUCGACCAAGGUGUUCUUAAUACUGUUUCUGGACAGUUUAUCGGGAAAUAUUCGCAUGAAUCAAUGCCUAUCAGAGAUGCCCUCUAUCACGGCUACCUACAGCUCGUUUCUCCUCAGCAAAUUCCAAUGAUUGCUAUCACUUUGACUGAUGUUAUCAAGGAAGGGUUCGUGAACGCGAACAACGGUGAAUUUGUUGAUAAAAACACGAAGGAUUCCUUCACUUUGAGGGAAGCUUGUUCGAAGCAAUUUGGCCUGCUGAAUCUUUAUGUACCUGAGGUGGUAAAUACGGCUGAUAAUACUCGAUUGAACCUGAAGGAUGCCAUGCUUAGGAAUGCGAUUAAUACUCGAAACGGAAACUUCACUGACUUGCAAACACGACGUACUUUGUCCCUGCGUGAGGCUUACCAUGAUGAUUUGAUUUCUAAACCGUACACAUUGACUGAAAUGUUCGAAAAAGACCUUAUUGAUUCGACCAAUCACUUCAUUGACCGUGGAACUAAACACAGACACACAAUAUUAGAAGCGAUUGCUGCUGGCCUUUUAGACGCUGAAGUUCGACACAUUGUUGAUCCCGACGAGAAGGACGUGAUUUCCAUAGCAGAAGCGAUGGAAAGAGGAAUACUUGGCGCUAAUGGAAAUAUAAUUCUCGAAAGACAACAGAAGGAGUUCACUAUUCCUGAAGCUGUUCGGGAAGGACUUCUCACUAAACGGGUUCGCCACAGCAUUUUUGAUGUUCGAGGCAUUCAAAAUACGCGCACUAACAAGACGAUGAAUUUCAACGAAGCAUGUGAAGUUGGUGUUAUAAUACCUAACGCUGAGCGUGUUGUUGAUCUCGCCACUCAGGAUAGCUACCUAAUAUCCGACGACAGGGCAAUUGCGAUUAUUGACCAAACACUUCAUGAACUUCUUGUUAAACCUAUUGGAAUCAGAGACGAUCGUGGAGAGUAUAAUCUGAACCUUGUUCGUGCUGUAUCCAAGGGAAUAAUUGAUCAUACAAAAGCAGUUUUCUUCGAUAAGCACACAAAGCAUGAGAUGUCCCCUCGUGAGGCUUACAGUUCUGGUCUAGUAAGCCUUCGCGGAGCUAUUCAAGUGGCUGCUCUCUUCGAUGUACCUCCAUCAUUGGUUGCUCCCUUAAAGAAGGUUGAGCACAAGAAGCGCGUAAGCCAUCCCGGACAAACAGGAUUGGAGCUUGCUUCUGAUCAGGUGAAAGUGACACUUGCUGAAGCAAUGAAACAAGGACUUAUUGAUUCUCGUAACCAACGAUUCCGCCAAGGAGAUAUUGAUAUGAGCCUUGAUGAUGCUUUGAAUCAGGGUCUAGUUGAUCCGUCGAGUGAAUGGAUUGUUCCCUCGAAAAGCAAUGGUAUUGGGCCUACCAUUGAAGAAAAAACCACAGAAAGCAUUAUGGAAACUGGACAACAACUUGCUCCUAAAUUUUACCCUGAUAAAAACAUCGAGGAGUCUGUUACUACUGUCAAGCGUAUGCGAACCACUGAAACCACAGCUUUAGGUGGUCCAGGCGGAGUUUCCGUAUACAGAGCAAUUACUGGUGGUAAAGGAGCAAUAGAAGUGCCGAUGAACGGGUACCACGUAUACGAAGCAGAACGGAAAGGAAUAAUCGAUCUCAGUACUGGUAAUAUCACAUCACCUAAUGUUGACCGUGCGAUUUCCUUUGCUGAGGGUAUCGAGUUCGGAAUAAUCGACGCCUCGUCAAUUUCUGUAAAGGACCCAAAUUCAGGGCGUAUUAUGAACAUAAAAGAAGCGCUUGAGAAAAAGGUAAUCACCGCCGAUGGAUCUGUAUCUCACCAAGGACGACUCUUGAAUAUCGAAAAGGCUAUCGAAACAGGAAUAAUCAUUGUUGAAGCAGAGCCUAUAGUACCUACAAGUGGCGUGUCAAAGAAUGUAAUCCAUAUUCCUGCUGGUGGUGGACCUGUAAUCAGCUUUCGUCCCGUCGGAUUACCUGUUGUUGAGGAACAUGAACAGUCGUGGUCGUUUGAUUCUACAAAGGGUAUUCUCGUUGACCACAUGUCAGGUGAACGUCUAACUCUAGAACAAGCUCUCCUUUCAGGGAAGAUUGCUCCCGAUGAUCUGGCAGUUCGGGAUGCUCUUACUGGACGUGAAAUGCCGUUCGUAGAAGCUGAAAAGUGGGGUAUUAUUGAUAAGAGAGGUUACUAUCUUGACAAGAUUGACAAUAAACGUCUCUCGUUCACCGAGGCUGCCCAACAACAUCGAAUUUAUCCUACAGGCGGGGUUCUUGAAAACGCUGGCGAUGCCAUCCACACAUCCGUCAAGAUGCAAACCAGAACGCAAGUUGCUAAGAAGGAGGCAAGCACUACUGGCGCACCUCAUGUCGAGAAUACUCUUGGCAGAGCCCUAACUCUUGGGUGGUACAACCCAAGCACCGGCAUGUUUGUGCAUCCUGAUACAAAUCGUCAGAUGACCCUCAAAGAGGCUAUAAUAAAGGGGCUUUUCAACCCAUAUGACACAUCUGUUGUUGACAAGAGAAACAACAAAACUUUGUCUCUCUUAGAAGCAAUCGAGGAAGGCAUCGUUGAUGAUACCGCUGGUACAGUAUUGGACACCCAAACUCAAAAAAAGCAUGAUCUUAAUACCGCGCUUCAAAUGGGGAUAUUGACAGGAAAAAGUUUUGGCGACUCUCUUGAGUCAGGCUUGUUUUCAGGCCGUCUUGAUCUGGCUACCGGUAGCUACACUCAACCUGGCGGAGCUCCAGUUCCUCUUCAUGAAGCUCUUAAGAGAAAUCUUGUAGAUCAUAACUCUGUUGUUGUACGUGAUCCCACUACCGGAGUUGAAUAUUCUUACAAAGAAGCAGUUUCUCGUCGGAUCGUUGACCCAGAGCGAGGGCUGAUCCACAAUCAGAAAACCAAUGAAGCAACAAGCUUUCCACAGGCCCUUACGACUGGGUUGAUGGCAGGUAUUGGUUCAGCUUCUCGUCCUCAUCAUAGCACGCAAAAGAUCGUGGAGCAAACGUUACAACUCACACCUUUCGCACCCCAGCAGUUCGUGCGACGCGGAAAUGGUGAUGGUCGACACGAGUAUGUGGAUCUUGGUGGUGGAAAACAAGUCAUGGUAAAGGUGGUGCGUGGAGAGGGUGGGGUCGAAAAGGGAGAGUAUGUUGACCCAUCAACUGGAAUGAAAUUCACCAUACAAAUGCAUGGUGAUCCAUUUGUGACCGAAACGAAGACUACGGUGAAAAGUACGUCUCAAGUUCAAUCGGUUGAACUGGAACCACAUGCUGAGUUUGUUGGAAUUGACAGGAUUAGAGACAAGAGGAAUGGCCGCAUCAUGUCUUUGCAGGACGCAAAAAGAAUAGGAUUAGCGCGUGUUGACAAAAAGGGCAAGCAGAUGACAAAAACGUACUCAGUUUUUCGAUCGAAUAUCCAAAAUGCGCUGAACAACGGAGUUCUUGAUGCUCAUAUGGAGAAGAUCAGUUUAGAAGAUGCAAUUCGAACGGGAAUAAUCGAUAUCCGUCAGUUGAGCUACCGUAAUCCGAAGUCAGGUGAAUCCAUCUCUCUUACGCAUGCUGCGAAUAUGGGUCUUGUUGACGUCACUCUCGCUGAAACAUUACCUAAGGGAAUCUGCAAUCCAACGAAUAACGAAAGAAUUCCAGUAACAAAAGCAAUUGAACUUGGUAUUGUGGAUGCCAGAACAGGUGAAGUUCGAGAUCCUCAUACUCGAAAGCGUCUCACUUGGUUGGAUAUAAUCAAGUCUGUCUAUCAAGCAAUAACGAGUGAUGGUGUGUUUGACCCCACGAAAGGUCAACGGGUACCUGUUACUAAUGCGUUGAACGAAGGAUUAAUAGAUACGAAAACGAGCAAGUACCAUAACCCUAUAACAUCAGAGGACAUCGAUUUGAAGGAUGCUGUAGAUCGUGGUCUUAUAGACAGUGGUACAUAUGAUGCCAUGACGAAACCCUUUCUCCAUGAUUAUAGGACGAACCGUCAUCUAAAUUUGAUUGAAGCUGUAGAAGCCAGGUUGGUCGAUCCCAAAAACAAAACUAUUCAACUUUCACGACAUAGCAUCGUUCCUAUCGCAAAAGCAGUUGAAGAUGGUCGGAUACCUAGUGAAAUCGGCGCAAAACUCCGUCAAAUCGACAAAUUGAACUUUGCCGAAGCUCUUGGCAAGGGGUUGAUCGACGUCAGUUCGAAUAUUUUCACUGAUCCUGAUACUGGGCGACAAAUGACGAUCGCUCAGGCCAUUGAGCAGGGAUAUAUUGACACGGGGAAUGUCGAGGCUAUGGAAGGUUCCGAUGAGAAGAAUUUGAGCAAUAUUGUCAAUUCCGAAGAAUUUGAUGAGAAUUCUGGUCGUAUUCGUGAUAAGCGAACGAAUUUGCACCUUACAUUUAAAGACGCUGUUGAUCGCGAUGUUAUCGAUGGAGAUUCGUUGCUUCAUGAUUUAGAAAGUGGUCAAACACUUACCCUUAGGGAAGCCCUUUCAAGAAGGAAGAUUGAUAACGAUGGAAAAUAUAUUGCCGGAAACCUGAGGUUGGCUUUGAGAGAUGCGGUGAAAGGUGGUUUAGUCGCUUUGAUCGCUUCUCCUAUGCAAGCUGCUCAAGCUGUUGCUGAAGCUGUCAAACGACGAGACGCUGAAGGUUAUAAGUUCAAGAUCGAGAGCUACGACGGUGGUUACAAAGGUGGGCGUACGAGCGUGCCAAAGUUUCGAGAGGAAACUGUGAUUAGAUUAACGCCUCAGAAAGCCGAGCCUUCUCUCACGGUUAGAAUGCGCCAUUCGCAGACCGACGUUGGCGAUCGUGCCAGAAGUCUGAUCGACGACCCUUCAACACUAGCGGAUUUACAACACGAGUUUUUGGCAAACUUAGAAGCGAAUCGAUUCGAUACUGACGAAAAAAUUAUCGUGAACCCUGCUGGUGGUCAACGCUUCUCAGUCCGCGAAGCUGCGGAAACCGGUCUUCUUGACGUACUUACUGGUGAAAUUGUCGUACCUGAUAGUGGUAGACGAUAUUCUAUACCGAAAGCAGUACAUCUCAGUUACAUACAAAGUGAUGCUGCUAAACGUUUAAUGGAAGCACUCAACAUGUCGAUUGAAGAGCUAAAUCUCGUACAACAAUCCGUUCCAUCUCCAGGCGGUGGUGACGGCGGAAUGACAACAAGGACGUGGACAAAAACAAUCAGUUGGCAAGGACAACCAUCUGCAUUGAGAAAAUCACGGACAGACCCACUAGCUCCAUACACCACAUAUUCUUCUUCUUCGACAGAUAGAAUGCAAGCUGGCCCAUCUUGGACCCGCUGA
Angiostrongylus costaricensis is the source of this 10386-nucleotide messenger RNA. Lineage: Eukaryota; Metazoa; Nematoda; Chromadorea; Rhabditida; Metastrongylidae. The record is from the annotation of a GenBank genome assembly.